AACUGAGAGCUAUGCUGAGCGCAUGAGGGUAACUGGAAAGCAAAUGUAUUGAGCGAAUUCAGAGGCAGAGCAUAGACCACUGUGUGUGCGUGGACUGAGACACACUCGGGAAGCUGUUUGUUGGAAAGUUGGAGUUGUGACGGCGCUUGGGUUGGCAGACUUGAGGUGAUUUUGGCACACCUAUCACCUGGCUGAUUACUGUGAGUGAACUGCUAGAGGAGGCAUGGACGUGGACCUGGAGGGGAUUAUCCAGUGCAUCAAGCAGGGGGAUGAGAAAGGUGUUCAGACACAGCUACAGGAGUUCAACAAGGAGUUUGCCCAGUGCUUCUUCUUUGAUGCCGAGGAGAGGGACCGAAGGAAACAAAGGAAGCUAGAAGAGUUCAAGAAGAAUAAAGUGAGAGACUACACUGAUUCUGACUCUGAAUGUGACGAGUACGACCUGGAGGAUCGAGGCCUCGUCCUCAGACAGAAUUUAGCUCUUGUCCUCUUGAGGUUCAUAAGAACAGGAGUCAAAUGUCGUCUGUUGAGAGUAUCUCUACGCACCCUGAGAAUCCUCUCCAGAGACAAAAAGGUCCUGGGCCCUCUGGUGACAGACAGCGCUCUCCUGACUGUGGCCAAACUAGCCGGGCUGACCACAUGCGAUGCAACUGACGAAACCAGUGACCCUGACUCUGAUUUCUACGACAACAUCAUCGCCUCUCUCACCGAGGCCAAACUGUUGCAGUGUCGCGCUGACGAAGACGAAGAUGACGUUGAAGCCGUCUACCAAAACGAAGAGUGUGCCGCCUUUGAUGACGACGCCAAGAGUGACAUCAGCAUCACCAACAGCGGAGAUCUAGACAGCAUCAGCUGGUUCGGGAGCCACAGGGCCAGCAUCAAUGAAAUGCACAGAGGCAGCAUCCAUCACAAGGUGCUGGAACGAGGGAGGAGGGACCGCCGAGAGAGCAAGAUGGAGGGGGAGGAAGAGGAGGAGGAGGGAGAUUCAGGAGAGGAGGCACAGAGAAAAGAGGCCUUGAAGGUGUUGUGUAAUUUGGUGUACAACAGCACCUGGGCACAGGAGAGGUUCAGUGCUCUCAGGCUCAUGUGUGGUCUCAUUGAGCGUCUGUCCUCCAGUAUCAGCUGCUCAUCUCCCUCCAGUGUUCAGUUCUAUGAACUACGCCUCAUGUUCCUCAUUACUGCGCUACGGCCGGAGCUUAGGACUCAGCUUCAACAGGAGGGAGGUGUGUCCCUCCUCACUGCAGCUCUGGAGAACUGCUUGGACGUUCAGUGGAAGGACCAGUAUGAGUGUGUGCUGGCACCAGAAAGGCCACCCAUCUCACUGGAAGCUUCUCAGCGUAUCACAGAGAUCCUCAAAAUCCUCUUCAACAUCACCUACAGCAGCCACAGGCAGGAGCCAAGCGAGGAUAAUGCAGCUCUCUACCGACACCUGGUGGCACUCCUGCGUCUCUGCCUGAUGAGGAAGUGUCUGCUUUCAGAUGACACUGAUGAACUGCAGGGUCACACAGUCAACCUGCUGUCAGCGCUGCCUCUGCAGUGUCUGGAUGUGCUGCUGAUGGUGCCUCUGGAGCCAGGCUCGCAGCAGUGCCAGGGGGUCAACAUGGACUGCGUCCACACCCUGGUGCUGUUCAUGGAGAGACGCCUGGAGUCGGGUGAUAAGAUCAAAGAGAAGCUGACACCAAUCCUCAAUCUGCUGACAGAGAGCUGCAGGGCGCACCGAGAAACUCGCCAGUACAUCAGGAAACAUAUCCUGCCUCCUCUGAGAGAUGUGUCACACAGGCCAGAGGAAGGCUCCACGGUGAAGAGCCGCCUGAUCCGUCUCAUGACUCAUCUGGAUACAGACGUCAAACACUGCGCAGCUGACCUCAUCUUUGUCCUCUGCAAGGAAAAUGUGAGUCGCUUUGUCAAGUACACGGGCUACGGCAACGCAGCGGGUCUGCUGGCCACCAGGGGUUUGCUGGGUGGCCAGGGGCCCAGGACCCUCAGCUCUGACGGCCAGUACUCCAGCGACUCUGACUCGGACACAGAGGAGUACAGGCAGGUCAAAGAUCGCAUCAACCCGGUGACGGGGCGGGUGGAGGCAGAGCAGCCAGACCCCAUGGAGGGCAUGACAGAGGAGGAGAAGGAGGAGGAGGCCAAGAGGCUGAUCAUGCUCUUCAACAAGCUGUCCAGAGGUAACAUAAUCCAGCCGAUGGGAGUGGAUUCAGAAGGGAAGCUGAUCCCGAUGUCAGGACUGAGGGAAAACUCCCUCACUGAGGAGAGGGAGUCUGGGUCAGAGAAUGACGGAGAAGCAGAGGAAGGCGAGAAGAACUGAACCACGCCACAAUCAUUCAAGCCGCUGAUUGAUUUCCUUUUGUAAAUAGCACCUGUUCCAGAUCACAUACCUUUUCUUUUUACUUCAAAUUUCAUGCUAUGGACUCCGGCAGAUGUAAAAGCAUGAGGGUCAAAGUUCAAGACACACUGUUAUGACGAGGUAGCAUGUCCCAAUUCUAAGCAUACUGCCUACAGUUACUCUGUAAGGGCAGCUGCAGGAUGUACCAAAAGUAAAAAAAAGUUUGCAAUUUGGAACGCAGCCGUAGUUCUCACCCAGCCAACCGUUUCAAAACUGAAACCGAAACUCAAGAAAGGAUAUAAACAGCAAGUAUUUACAUUUCUUCUUUGGGUUCAGACUAAACAUAUUUAGCAGCAAUGAGCUAACGCUGGUUUGAAUUAACAAUGAACUUCUGAAUCUGUAGUAGAUCCCAAGAAGGAGCUGGUUUCAUGGUCAUGACGUGAUGACAUCCUCCAGUAUUUUAUAAAGUCUUGAUAUCUAAUUGUUUGUACUGAUAUUAUGUGAAUUUCAAUGUAUAGUCCCAUUUAGUCUCUCUUCUAAAGAGUUGCUUCAGAGUGAUUCAGGAUAGGCUAAUAUCUGAUACACUAGAAGAAGAUGAAAUAAACAUCUG
Molecule: messenger RNA, 2939 nt
Organism: Chelmon rostratus (copperband butterflyfish)
Lineage: Eukaryota; Metazoa; Chordata; Actinopteri; Chaetodontiformes; Chaetodontidae
Product: synembryn-A
Exons: 14
Coding region: 224-2311 (695 amino acids)
Biological process (GO): G protein-coupled receptor signaling pathway
Cellular component (GO): plasma membrane; cytoplasm
Molecular function (GO): guanyl-nucleotide exchange factor activity; G-protein alpha-subunit binding
Source: RefSeq, a predicted model, not a curated record